Ilyonectria robusta is the source of this 594-nucleotide messenger RNA. RefSeq lists its product as uncharacterized. The record is from RefSeq and is a predicted model, not a curated record. Bases 137 to 436 code for a protein of 99 amino acids. NCBI's taxonomy places the organism in Eukaryota, Fungi, Ascomycota, Sordariomycetes, Hypocreales, Nectriaceae. The transcript has a single exon.
AAGGAUUGACCUAAGGAGGCUGAAUAAUUUCUGUUGUGCUUGUUCAAUGAAUGCCUUUACGGCAUUAAUGGCCGCUGUCUUGGCAGCCUCGACUUUCUGAACCGCAAUCUCAAUCGCCGCAUUGACUGCCUCUGUGAUGUCCACGCCGUCAUCAGCCGCAGAGGAAGCAAGUUCUGUAAUUUCAUCUACAACCUGCUGUAGCUUGUCGUCGAAGCUGGGAAUGAUCUCUUCCAGCUCACGGCACAUGGCUUCUGCGGUGCCAUUGAUCUGGUUGAUAACUCCCUGCGCUGCCGCCUCGGCAACCUUCUUAGCCUCCUCUUGGAUCUUGCGUCGAAUCUGCUCGGCAGUGUCCGCGAUUUGCUGGACUGAGGACGCUGCCACCUCGGCGAUCUUGUCAAACGCGUUCGUGAUGCUAUCAAAAAAUCCCAUCUUGUAAGUGAAUCCGGUAUCUGGCAAGGGUUGAAAUAUGAUAGUAUGGCAUGAAUAGCAUGAGCAGUGCAGUUUGUCAGGAAACGAAUUAUUCCGGUUACAAUUGAAUGCAAGUCGAGAUGAAAGGUUGGAUCCCCUUGGGAAGAUUCUAAGGUGGCACGUAAC